CCCUAAACCUUUGGGAAAACUCUAAACCCUUGGGUAAACCCUAAAUCCUUAGGUAAACCCUAAACCCUUGGAAAAACACUAAACAUUUGGAUAAAUUCUAAAUUAUAAAUCUUAAACACUAAACUCUAAAUCUUAAAAACAAAUAUUUUUUAAAAUAAUCUUUUUUAGAACUAUUGUUAUUUUUAUUUAUUUAAUCUUUUAUUUUUUAUUUUAAAAGCAUAAUAUAGUUUGGCAAGUUAUUUUAUUUCCUUAAUUAAAAGAUACUAGAUCUAAAAUGACAAUUUCUAUUGGUUGGUGAACCUGGUGAACCCAAGAAAAAGUCCGAAAAAUAUGUUCUAAAAGAUGUUUCAACUUUGAAACAAUUAGAACUACUCCCCCUUCACUGAGAAACUACUAACUCUUUAUGUAGCUAGGUAAUGUGAGUCUCUAACUCCCACGUAGAGCAACCGAGCUUCCCAGCCACCAGUAUAUAGUUCCAAGUAAAUUAGUCGAUUGGGUCUUGAUCCGCCGGUACUCUUAGAUAAUAAUAAAAAAAUAUUGCUAACUGAAAAUGAUGAGCAAAUUCUAAAGAAAGCAUGCAAUCACCCAAACUAAUGUUUCCAGUUCAAAUACUAAUCUUGUGAUAUAAAACACACAAGAUUUACUACCCAAGUCACAGUCUUCUUCUGGAUUUAGAGAAACUACUUAACUGCUUUUGUCUAAUCAUAUUCAUAAUUAAGUAUCAUUAGCUGUUAUAAAUUCGACUUGCACGUGGCUGUUAUAACAAAUAUCCUCAGGUGACAAAGAGCUAAACUUUGUUUAGCUGGAAACUUUCUGUUUCAUAGAGAGUCGCACAUAAGAACAAUUCAUCGAACUUGUCGCACUUAUAAAAUUUGUUGCCAUGUGCGUUCAUUUGGUUGAGCUUUGUGAUACUUACUUUGACAAUUUGCAGAGCAAAACAAAAGACGUUACGAUAUAUUUCAAUAUAUAUCUCAUAAAUUGGUUGCCACAUGCAGUUUUCUAACGUUAAUACUCGCCACGUUAAUAGUUUAGUUUUAUUUUAUUUGAAUGAUACUAAAUACAUUUCACAAAUCGAAUAAAAGUUUGUCACCUUUCGCAAGCAAUUUACGCGGUAACAGCUAUACAAAUACAAUGAAUAACAUAAAGUCAAAAAUAUGAACGAUAUGUACCCCCAUGCAUAUAAAUAUCGACGAAACAAUUACUAAACUUCGCAACUUCGUUAAAAGAUGAGACGUGGAGAACGAGAGAGUAAAUCGAAUUAUUUAUUUAGUCUAAAAAUGAUUACUAUUGCAACAUUUCUAGUUUUGUUUAUUGCUAAUGACCAAUUAAGUCUUUCAAAGGCGCAACUCCAAUUUGGGUUCUACUCAAAAACAUGUCCAUCAGCAGAAUCAAUCGUCCGUAAAGUUGUCCAACAAGCAGUGACCCGUGACCCGGGAAAUGCUGCUGUCUUACUCCGUCUCCACUUCCAUGACUGCUUUGUUGAGGGUUGUGAUGGGUCUAUUCUAAUCAAACACGCCGUAAAUGAUGAUGAGAGGUUUGCUGCGGGUAACGCUGGUGUAGGCGGUUUCGAUGUUAUAGACGCUGCUAAAUCAGAGCUUGAACGUUUAUGUCCCGGAGUUGUGUCUUGCGCUGACAUCGUUGCUCUUGCUGCUAGAGAUGCUGUCGUUGCGGCAAAAGGACCUCUUUACAACGUUCUGACCGGUCGAAGGGAUGGCCAGACUGCAGAAAAGAGUAAGGCUGCAAACUUGCCAGAUGUUGAAGAUUCCAUAAACACUUUGAAAUCAAAAUUCAGAGAAAAAGGGCUUUCAGAUUUAGAUCUGGUACUUCUUAGUGCUGGUGCACAUACUAUUGGUACAACAGCGUGUUUCUUUGUCAGACCACGUUUAGAUGCAAAAGAUCCGACGAUAAAUCCAGUGUUCUUCCAAGUGCUGAGAUCAAAGUGUCCCCAAGGCGGCGAUGUUAAUGUAAGGAUUCCUUUGGAUUGGGAAAGCCAGUUUGUGUUUGACGACCAAAUAUUUAGGAGCAUCAGAGAUGGUAAAGGAGUCAUUCUAUCGGACUCUGUUCUGUACCAAGACAAUAACAUGAAGCAGAUGAUUGAUUCGUAUUUGGUGACUAAUGGGAGUUCGAAGGCUAGUUUUGCUACGGAUUUUGCUAAAGCCAUGGUUAAGAUGGGUUCCAUUGGGGUGAAGAUUGGUAUUAAGGGAGAGAUCAGACGCAUAUGCAAUGCUACAAAUUAGUUUGCAUAUGCAAUGCUACAAAUUAGUUUCGACUAAUAAGAGCUCAUAUUUAAUUUAUACUAAAAGUAUUAAAUAUCCGAAUAUGUUGGAUCUAAAUAAAAAGAUGUAAUGACUUUAGGUCCAUGAUAAAAACGUGUAAGCAAAAAGAGGUUAGAGAUUCUGAAGGUAGCGUUAAAAUUACUAUC
Messenger RNA from Brassica rapa (field mustard), 2422 nucleotides. RefSeq names its product peroxidase 13. The record is from RefSeq and is a predicted model, not a curated record. Gene Ontology annotation, molecular function: peroxidase activity; heme binding. NCBI's taxonomy places the organism in Eukaryota, Viridiplantae, Streptophyta, Magnoliopsida, Brassicales, Brassicaceae. Gene Ontology annotation, biological process: response to oxidative stress; hydrogen peroxide catabolic process.